AUGUCUACCUCUGGUUCCCAGUCUCAAAAAACCCUAGCCAGGCUUUCAGUGGAUGACUUCCUAGAGAAACAGAGUCUCCCAGUGGACUUUGAGUCAUGGACCAUCGAAACCUUCAAGCAGAUACAGCAGGUACGUGGCGAACUAAAUGAGGGCGGACCUGAUGCACUUGAAAUAACAAUCAUCCAGCUCAAGGAGGCAACUGUAAAUGCCAGGGCAGAUGGUGCACCCCCGGAUGUACUGGAGGCCCUUGCGGAGUGUUUGGCCAAGGCAAGAGAGAUACACGUAUCCAGGGACAUCAAGAUACACCCAGUGCAAGUGUAUAAGCCAAACAUGGCGCAUCUACGUGCCAUCUUUUGUGCCCUUGAUCUGGAUCGGGACCUGUUGAAAUGGACUCCUGAAUCUCGUGGACAGGUCGAAUGGCAGAAAGCGGCGCAGCGCUUUCUGAACUUCACGUACAAUUGUAUCCGUGCAAAGUCGCCUGCGGAUGUUGAGGACAAGGCCUUUGCAUGUUUUGUUAGAGCUUGUGAUUUCGCUGGGUUCAAGGACGGAGAACUUCCCCCACCCAUCUCAAUGUGA
This is a messenger RNA of Aspergillus mulundensis, 576 nucleotides long. RefSeq lists its product as uncharacterized. Bases 1 to 576 code for a protein of 191 amino acids. The record is from RefSeq and is a predicted model, not a curated record. The transcript has a single exon. Lineage: Eukaryota; Fungi; Ascomycota; Eurotiomycetes; Eurotiales; Aspergillaceae.